AUGGCUUCAUUUCAAUCUGGGCACAAUGAGGGAUUUCAAUUCGGCUAUAACUAUGGCACAGUAAAUGCGGUGAUCCACAACAAUGUUCCGCCAGCAACCCCUCACCGGAAAGAAGAUGAGACCCAGACAAUUCGAAGCUGGCUCAAUGCUCCCAAUCCCGAAAUAAAGCAAAAUAUUUUCAAUCAAAAACACCAUAAAGGCAUUGGAGAGUGGUUCUUGAACUCCGAUUCCUUCAGAAAUUGGCUCAGUACCUCAGAUUCAUUUUUAUGGGUGCACGGCGUACCUGGGUGUGGUAAAUCAGUCAUGUUCUCCGCGGCUGUCGAAAAUAUCAGGCAAUUACAUGCAAAUGCCGGGUUCGCUUUUUUCUACUUCAAUUUCAACGAUCGAUCGCAACAAAAUGCAUCUGGGAUGCUACGUUCGCUAAUACUCCAGCUCUUGCCAAAGGUGCAUGAUGAUGAUUGCGUUAAAACCCUCUAUCGGAAAUGGCAUUCACUAGGCAUCGAAGCAUCCGAAACCCCAUUGGAUAAACUCAUUGACUGUCUGGGCUGUCUUGCUCGGCAAUUUGCCGAUAUCUACAUUCUGAUAGACGCAUUAGAUGAGUGCCCCCAGAACGAAGAACGAGAAAGCGUUUUAGAUUCAAUUGCGACCAUGCGACAAUGGAGCUUACCUGCUCUACAUGUCUUGGUCAGUAGUCAUGAUAUCACCGACAUACGUCAAUCUUUCAACCCUCAACCAGGACAAGCUGUCAAUAUGAGAAACCCUGGUGUUGAAAGAGACAUUUCGAACUAUGUGUUCCACGAAUUGACGACUCGCAUAAACCUCUCUCAUUGGAAGAAUGAUUACUUGCAGAUACAAGCUUUAUUGAACGAGCGUGCACAAGGAGUGUUCCUCUACGUCGCAUCUCAACUACAAUUACCUUUAAAGAAAGCCUCACUCAAACGUGAACGCGAUGCUGUCUUCCAAAAUUUACCACUUGAUAUGCACGAAACCUACGAGCGACUUCUGCGAAGAAUUGAUCAAGAGAAAACCGAUAAUGUACGACGUGUCAUGUCUUUGCUCUGCUAUUCCAACCGUCCCCUCACUACAGGAGAGGUGUGCCAUGCACUUGCGGUCGAUCUUCAAAAAACACCAUGCCUGGACCUUGAAGGUCUACUUGGGGCCGAGGAUCAGCUUCGCAGAAUAUGUUACAAUUUGAUUGAGAUCACGCAAACGGAAAUUACCGGAAACCCCUACACUUCGGUUGUCACUAUAUCUCAUUCUUUGCUUCGACAAUACCUUGAGUCGGAAAGAAUUAGGCAACAGGACGUAGCCGCGUUUGCAAUCGAUCGUCAAUCAGCAAACAAAGAAAUGGCAGAGAUCUGCCUGGUAUAUCUCAAAUAUGCUCUUUCGGAGAAGGGUAGAGGCUUGGAAAAAGUUACUCAAUUUCCAUUCGCUCUCUUCGCAGCUAUGGAGUGGUCUAAUUACUAUCUAGCCUGUUCGGAUAAAGAAUCUGGGCUACAAGAUCUUGCGCUUCAGCUGUUCCGCGAUGAAGAUGGUGGCUAUUUUACUGCUUGGAUCGAGCUAUAUAAUGCGGAUGAUGGGUGGGUCAACUUCCUAAACACAGAUCAACCGAUGAUCCGGAGGGCAUCCCCCCUAUAUUACGCGAGUAUUCUGGGACUUGACGAUAUUGUGGACAAGAUGGCGUCAACAGGAUCUAAUGUGAACGCCGAAGGGGGAACAUACGGAAAUUCACUUCAGGCGGCAUCUCUCAAAGGGCACACUGCAGUGGUGCAGCUUUUGAUCGAGUAUGGAGCCGAUGUCAAUAAAAAAAACGGUACUUAUGGAACUGCUCUCCAAGCAGCAUCUCUGAAGGGUCAUACGGAAGUCGUGGAUGCUUUACUAGGCUGUGAUGCUGACCCCAACAUCCAAGCUGGGAGGUUUGGCACUGCACUCCAAGCGGCAUCUUCUGUGGGCAAUAAGAAAAUAGUGCAGAUCUUACUUGACCAUGAAGCGAAUGCCAACGCUUGUAGUGCCCCACAUGAAAGUGCGUUAGAGAUGGCAACACAGAAUGGUCAUGAAGAGAUAAGAAAUCUGUUGCUUAUAAAGGGUGCGCGUUCAAGCCCUAGAAACUUAGGCAAUGAACUGGGAGCUGCGGCCAUCCGAGGCGAUUUAGAAAAGAUGCAAGAGAUCCUUAAUGCGGAAAAUGAACAUCAGGAUGACCUUUUCAAGACUGCUAAAGACGCUGCAUUACUUGGUGCAUCCCACUUCUGCCAAGAGGGUGCUGUGAGGUUGCUCCUGGAACGAGGUGCUGAUGUUAAUGCUCAAACCAAAACUUUUGGAAAUGCGCUCUACGGCGCAUCAUUGACACAGCGAGAAUAUAGCCAGCAGCUUUUCCAUGAGCAGAUUUUCCGGUUUCUGCGUGUGACUGUUCAUGAUGCUGUUUCUCAAAGCCUCACCGCGGGAGGUGCGCUUGAAUCUUGGUUUAUGGAUAUAAUUUUGCGUGAGGAAAGCCCCCGGAAACAAUUACUGGAGCAAGUCUCGACGUCCAUUUUUAAGAAUCCAGCUAUCAGAAACUGUUACAAAUUCAUGUUUGCAUCACCCGAGGAUUCAGAAAAGGUCGUGGGAAUACUACUGACCCAUGGCGCAAAUGUUAAUGCUCAAGGGGGCAAGUACGGAAAUGCCUUACAAGCUGCAUCUCAUAUUGGGAAUGAAAAGGUGGUCAAACUGCUUUUGGAAGCAGGAGCUGAUGUGGAUUCCCAAGGCGGCUUUCACGGCAGCGCGAUAAAUGCUGCCUCGGCGGGCGGCCAUAGUGGCGUGAUGCAGAUACUCAGAGAUCGUCAAGACGGUAUUGCCGGGAGAAAUGCUGAUCAGCCGGAUGGGCUUUCCUCUCAGACCAACAGCCGUCCUUAG
Penicillium manginii is the source of this 2889-nucleotide messenger RNA. RefSeq lists its product as uncharacterized. Bases 1 to 2889 code for a protein of 962 amino acids. The record is from RefSeq and is a predicted model, not a curated record. NCBI's taxonomy places the organism in Eukaryota, Fungi, Ascomycota, Eurotiomycetes, Eurotiales, Aspergillaceae. The transcript is spliced from 2 exons. Gene Ontology annotation, molecular function: protein binding.